This is a messenger RNA of Aspergillus brunneoviolaceus CBS 621.78, 1386 nucleotides long. RefSeq names its product glycoside hydrolase family 76 protein. The transcript has 3 exons. Gene Ontology annotation, molecular function: mannan endo-1,6-alpha-mannosidase activity. Bases 1 to 1386 code for a protein of 461 amino acids. The record is from RefSeq and is a predicted model, not a curated record. Gene Ontology annotation, biological process: fungal-type cell wall biogenesis; carbohydrate catabolic process. NCBI's taxonomy places the organism in Eukaryota, Fungi, Ascomycota, Eurotiomycetes, Eurotiales, Aspergillaceae.
AUGAUCUUGUCCCCGCGCUGGUGGACGGCUCUGCUGGCCGUCCUCACCGUCGGGCAGCACACAGUCAGAGCCUUACAGUUAGAUCUCAAUGAUGAGCAAUCGAUCAAGAAUGCUGCCGCGACGGCAGCCUACAACAUGAUGAGCUACUACCACGGCAACGAAUCUGGGCAGAUCCCGGGCAAAUUGGUAGAUACAUGGUGGGAAGGAGGCGCCAUGUUUAUGACGCUGAUUCAAUAUUGGUACUGGACCGGCGACACAUCCUACAACGCCGUCACCACCGAGGGUAUGCUCUGGCAGAAGGGCCAGAACGAUUAUUUCCCCGCCAAUUACAGUAACUACCUCGGAAACGAUGACCAGGUGUUCUGGGGGCUGGCCGCAAUGACGGCCGCCGAGUUGAAUUACCCAGAGGAAGACGGCCAACCGUCUUGGCUGUCGCUUGCGCAGGGGGUCUUCAACACUCAAGUACCCCGCUGGGACACGACCAGUUGUCAAGGUGGUUUGCGCUGGCAGCUGUGGCCCUACCAGGCUGGAUACACCACCAAGAAUGCGAUCUCCAACGGGGGUCUCUUCCAAUUAGCGGCGCGACUGGGGCGCUACACCAACAAUGAGACGUACAGCAACUGGGCGGAGAAGAUCUACGACUGGAUGGCGACCACGCCGCUCCUGAGGGAGGACGAGUGGUCCAUUGCUGAUACGACCACCACGCAGACGGAGUGUAAAGACCAUGGAGAUCUCCAAUGGACGUACAACUACGGAACGUACAUCAGUGGAGCCGCCUAUAUGUAUAACCACACCAACGGGGGAGACAAGUGGAAGAAGGCGUUAGACGGCUUGCUCGGAACUACCUUGCAGAAGUUCUUCCCUCAAGAGUUCGGCGGCAACAUCAUGUCCGAGAUCUCCUGCGAACCGAACAUGAUGUGCGAUCGCAAUCAAGACUGCUUCAAGGGAUUUCUGUCAUCCUGGCUGACAUUCACCACCACCAUUGCGCCGUACACCGCGGGCGAGAUCAUCCCCAAAAUCCAGCAGUCGGCCCUGGCGGCGGCCAAGCAAUGCUCUGGCGGCAAAUCGGGCACUGAAUGCGGCCGCCGCUGGCACCAGGCGACUUGGGAUGGGGAGACUUCGCUGGAGUCUGAUAUGAGUGCACUGAGCGUCUUUUCUUCCACUAUGAUUGCCCACAAGGGCCAAGAACAGAGUCACCAAGGACCGUUGACCUCGGAUACUGGGGGCACCAGCAAGAGUGAUCCCAACGCGGGCACCGCCCCGAAGAAUCCACCCAACGAGCUGCCGGAGAUCACGGCUGGGGAUCGGGCGGGUGCUUCAAUUCUGACCGUUGCGUUCGUGUGUGGCUGGGCUGCCGCUGUGGCCUGGUUGGUUUAUGGUGGUUAG